AACACACCUAUAGCGUGCUCGGCAAUGGGAACAGUGAUGAUUUCUAGUAUCUUUGCCACUAAAUCCAUGGACGAGGUUGCCGAGGCAAGCAGGGGUGGGCUUCGCUGGCAACAGAUGUACCUCUCCACUGAUCGCUCUCUAACAGAGGGGUUUGUUCGUCGGGCUGAACUAGCUGGAGUCAAGGCGAUUGUCGUCACAAUAGACUCUCCGUGUGCUACCGUUGAAAAUGGAAUUGCUAAAAAACGAUUGGGACUUACCGCCCCACAUGAAAUUUGCCAACUAUCCAAACUGCGACGACAGGGAAAAGAGCGUGGAAUUGGUUGAGAAGGCGUUCAACCCGGCUGCUACCUGGGACGACAUUCGCUGGUUGUGUUCCUUCACCAGCCUGCCUGUGGUGGUGAAGGGACUCCUGAGAGCUGAGGGCGUUGAGCUGGCAAUACGGAGUGGAGUGGCAGCAAUACUUCUGUCUAACCACGGUGGAAGACAGCUCAACACUGACGUCGCUACUUUGGAUGUAUUGAGGGAAGUGGUGGAGGCAGUGAGGGGUCGCGUGGAGGUGUACAUGGACGGAGGAGUGAGGCUGGGAACGGACGCGUUCAAGGCUCUCGCACUGGGAGCUAGAGCUGUCUUCAUUGGACGACCAGUCCUCUGGGGACUCACCCACAAGGUGACGGUUGAACGAGACGUCACCACAGCGAGAGACGAUAAUAUACCAAAAGGAGGCUCCCCACAUGGCUCUGAGCGCAAGACGGACGGCCGGCGACGUGCGGUACUGGACCAGUUAGUACAGGAAAUCCACCACUGCAAGUUGAACCACGAAGCCCUCAGGGACAAAAUCAACUCUCGCAAAGUGAUAUUGGAUGAGAGGAACCAGCUCCUAGAUGUCCUACAGAGAAAUCUAGAGGACAUCAAGAGUGAGAAGUAAGUGUUUAGGCUAUUGUAUUGGCAUUCAUUGCUGGCAUCUCACACCGAUUUAUUGAUUGGAGUUUUGGCACUUUUCACCUUUUGCAGCGAAAAAUUGGCAAGUGCACUGGGGAAUGGCAGAGGUCCAUGUAGAUGAGACGCCCAGUUGUAAAGAGUUUCAUUCACAUCACCAGUACUGACUUCCACGAUCACUUAUAUACAAACUUUGUUUUAUAAAGCACAUUCAUAUACUCAGUCAUGUUUUCAUAAGGUGUCACCAAAAUGUCAUGGCUCCCAAGGCGAGGCUAGUGGGUUCCAUCCCAGAACUAAUUCUUCACUCUUCAAUCCACU
Messenger RNA from Geodia barretti, 1254 nucleotides. The record is from the annotation of a GenBank genome assembly. Lineage: Eukaryota; Metazoa; Porifera; Demospongiae; Tetractinellida; Geodiidae.